This is a messenger RNA of Chiloscyllium plagiosum (whitespotted bambooshark), 3104 nucleotides long. It is a transcript of the gene gcm2, whose product is annotated as GCM transcription factor 2. The record is from RefSeq and is a predicted model, not a curated record. Gene Ontology annotation, biological process: regulation of transcription by RNA polymerase II; gliogenesis. Gene Ontology annotation, molecular function: DNA-binding transcription activator activity, RNA polymerase II-specific; RNA polymerase II cis-regulatory region sequence-specific DNA binding. Lineage: Eukaryota; Metazoa; Chordata; Chondrichthyes; Orectolobiformes; Hemiscylliidae. Gene Ontology annotation, cellular component: nucleus.
UCUAACCUUUUAAAGGAGAAGUUUAACUGUGGAAAAAUCCAAUUUCUCGCCUUUUUAGUUUGUGACAACCUGUAUCUUGCAUCUUAUCCAUAUCAAUGAACUCAGAUUUACAAGAAACAAAAAUACCACAAGCACCCGAUGACUAAGACGUACGGUGUCAUCUCCAGUUCAAAAUAACCUAUAAAAUAAUCGGAAACGCCCCAACAAUCAAUUAUAUACCUCACAUUACACUUUGGUCUACUGUGAAACCAACGGACAUUCAUUUUCAUUGGUACUUUCACAAUAUUUAAACAUUUAUCUAAAAUUCACCACAUCUGUGUAUAGUCCACGUCAACAGACCGUUUGGGAAGGGCAUGGUGACUUCCGUGCUAUUAAUGCUUUACUUUGGCUGUUAAGGAAUAAAUAAUCGUAUCGUAUCAGAAUUCCAUACAUGAACCGGAGUGCGAGUGGAGUCCGAGGCCAGCCCAUGUCACCUUCUGUCGUUGAGUGGAGCUGAUUCCUGGCCCAGAGAAAAAAAAAAUGUCCAAAGGGAGUCAGUACCAAGAUGCCGACUGUGUGUGUUCUUACGGGAUGAAAAUCACCUGGGACAUUAACGACCCCAAACUGCCCCAGGACAUAAAGCAGUUUGAUACGUUCCAGGAAUGGACAGAUGGCUAUGUGCGAUAUAUUUACACUGCAGAUGAUAAAAAUGCGCAGAGGCACCUUAGCGGCUGGGCCAUGAGGAACACCAACAACCACAACUGCCAGAUCCUGAAAAAGUCCUGCCUUGGAGUGGUGAUCUGCGCCAGAAACUGCACCUUGCCUAAUGGCAGCAAAUUACAGCUCAGACCGGCUAUCUGUGACAAAGCUCGUCAAAAACAGCAGAAAAGAGUAUGUCCGAACUGCAACUCAGCACUGGAACUGAUAACUUGUCGAGGUCACAGUGGCUAUCCAGUCACAAACUUUUGGAGACUUGAUACCAAAGCCAUAUUUUUCCAGGCUAAAGGCGUCCAUGAUCAUCCAAGACCAGAGAGUAAAUCAGAAACAGAAGCAAGGAGAAGUGCUGUUAAGAGACGAAUGUCCUCUCCACACUUUUCACACAAGAAAAGGCACAUGGAACCAGAGGCAAGUAGAUACCAUGACAGUGGUGGCCCCUUCAGCAGCCUUCACCACUUGCCUUGUAUGGAAGCUCCAGACAGAUUUGGCAUAAUAGCAGAAUCAAGCUUUCCUAUUCCAUCACAUCAUUAUUCACCAUUUCAAAAUUCAGAACCUUUCAAGCCUGCCUAUGAUCCCAGCAGCAGUUUUGUGGAAACAACCUCCCCACUUCAGAAGGUCUCCAACCCAAGGAUUUAUGUUCCCCGAGGUUCCUGUGGCUAUGAUUUUACUGUGCCUAGCUAUAUGGGCUCCAACUCUUAUUCCGCCCUUUAUAAAGAUUCUGGUAACAUAGAGUCUGAAACUGACUCAGGAAAGAUGUGUGUGCAACUUAAUGGAUCCCAUCACGGUAUGGGCACCCUGAAUGUCCAUGAUCGAAACUUUGAUGGGCCAAGUAAACAUCAUGGGUGGAAGCAGAUAUUGAAAGGAGGAUAUGGAGAUAGGAAUGAGUGUAGCCAUAUCAUACCCAAUUCAAGUCAUUACUACAAUGGAGAAUACCCCUGCAGAUUAGGUGGCACUGGGUCAAACCCUCCGGCUUUACAAACGAUCAUAACUACAACUACAAAAGUUUCCUAUCAAACUUACAAACCCAUGACUAAGUUUGAUGACAAUAUUUGUGAUGCCAAAAAUCUUCCAAACUGCAAUCACUUAGCAGACAACAUAUCUCCUACUAUUUAUCCUGAGACAAAGUUCCAGGAAGAUAACAACAUGAUCAAAUCAGCAACACCCUAUCAACAGGAAGGGCCCUCUAAAACGGAGCGGACCGAAGGACUGGAAAGCUACAGAUAUGGAAGUUAUUCUGCAAAUUCCUACGCUAAUCGAUUAGCUCAUCCUUUCAGAUACGAUACUGGAGAAUACUGAAAAUGAACUCACCUUUUCCGACUUUACUCUCAUGGUCCUUAAUUAUUUUUAAGUACACAAUGAUCCUUUGGAACUUUAAUCCAAUCAAGGUAUAGUUUGCAAGUGAUGUAGUGCCAUUGAAUAUUUCAUACUCCUAAAAAGGAAUCACAAAAACGGAAACACAGGAAAAAGUUACAGUGCAUUCAAACUUGACUGAACAAUUAGAAAAUCUAUGGUCCACUUCCUCAAAACUUUCUUUUAACUCAAGGGCAACUUGAAACAUGUUAUGUUCAGAUUUAAAACUGCAAUUCAGAGCACUAAAACUUAACAGAUUAAAGAUGAACAUUAUUUUGUCUCCUGUACAUUUCUAUACUCAUGGUUCGUAAUCAGUACUUGUCAUUACAUUACAAAAGUUUUUAGUUUGUGCGUAGCUGAAUGUUUGGAUAAAAUAUGACAAUAAACUUAUUAUACUUGAUGUUAAAUGCAUACAACCAAAAGAUGUCUGAUUAUGAAUUAGAAUGUUGCUGUGUGUUUCUGCAUCAUUUUUCUUUUUAUUUGGCUCCUCAAGAGUAGCUGUUCAAGAUCUACUUUGCUCAUUUGUGCAAUGUAUACGGUUCCAGGUCUCUAAACGUAUUGUAUCAAAAAAGUUGGAGGCUAAAAUGACACAACCAUGUGUGCUAAUACCUUGAGAACUACUCAUGGAAUUUGGAGAUAAUGUGUUCUAGGGUGUGAAGCAUGUUUUCUGUAUCCAAUAUUGGAAUGAAGAUAUUGAAUGAAGUGUGACAUAGCGAAAUAUUUAAUUCUAAUUGAUGUCAGGUAUUAUUAUUAUUUGACAAAUACAUCACUUUGACUCCCAUAUCAUGUCCUGAGUGCAAUUGGCAAUUUUAUAAUUUAACACAACGAAUUGGAUUGCCAUCAUAAAGUAGAGAAAGGACUCUUUAAUUUGAACAUCAGCGAUAAAAAUAAUUUGCAUUGAAUUUGUAUCCUUUACGUAAUCUGGAUGUUUUAAAUAGCUUCAUGUAAUAAGACAUCAGCCGAAUAUAUUGUGCUAACGUUAUAUAUAAUCAUGAUGUCAGUUUAUGUAGAUAGAACUGGAGAAAGCAGAACCUCUCCAAGAGACAAAACAGAACACA